AUGAGGGAGCGUCGGAUGAGGGAGCCCCGUCCUUUCCGAUCCCCGUUCACCAUCCAGUCAUACGCCGAACCUCCCUCGCCACACCGCGCCAUACUAGGAAUACCACACGGGCCAUCCAGCGUUUCUUCGUGUGGGGUCGGUCAACUCGAGCGGUCUUACAAUGCCGACGCCGCCGCCCGACGCCGCAACACCAGCACCGCUCCAGUAGCGUCAGCGUCAGCGUCAGCGUCAGCGACGACAGCGAGAGCGGCACAACACGAGCUACAGCACCUUAUGGGGCUGAUACUCGAUGAUGCUCAGCUGAUGCAGAAGGAUUCGGCCCUCAUCCCGCCCAUCCCCCAGUGA
This is a messenger RNA of Colletotrichum orchidophilum, 345 nucleotides long. RefSeq lists its product as uncharacterized. The transcript has a single exon. NCBI's taxonomy places the organism in Eukaryota, Fungi, Ascomycota, Sordariomycetes, Glomerellales, Glomerellaceae. The record is from RefSeq and is a predicted model, not a curated record. The coding region runs from base 1 to 345 and encodes 114 amino acids.